Paramisgurnus dabryanus is the source of this 2319-nucleotide messenger RNA. It is a transcript of the gene ccdc175, whose product is annotated as coiled-coil domain containing 175. Lineage: Eukaryota; Metazoa; Chordata; Actinopteri; Cypriniformes; Cobitidae. The record is from RefSeq and is a predicted model, not a curated record.
AGAUUAAGUGCGCGUGAACUGCUUCAAGUUUUAUUUUGUGUCCCUUCUGGUCUGUUAACUUGUUGCCUCGCGUCUUUCGCCUUGAAUAAAAUGACGGCUUGUCUUGUACCGGAUGUGCCCGCGGUACGGAUCGCCUUAGAACAUUUAAGCGAAUUAGAUAAACGAUUGAGAGAAGAAAGUGUUUCAUUUAGUCAAGAAGCAAGUCAUCACCUGAGAGAGAUAUCUGAAGCCAUCAAAGAGCUGGAAGCAUGUAGAAAAACUGCACGUGACAAACUUGAGGUUGAAACUAUCGAAACAAGCAAACUUCGGCUUCAAACCAUUAAUGAUCAGGAUAAUAUUACAAGGGAAUUAUCAGCUUGCGUCAGUGCGGCGAGAGAAGGCAACGCUGCAGAGUUGAAUCAACUUCAGUCUGAACUAAAAACUUUAGUACAAGACAUUGAAUCCAUGGAAACAAAGCAGCAACUUCUCGAGCAAGAAAAUGCUCUUCUUUUUCAGGAGAGAGGAAACUUGAAAGAAAAAUAUGGAGAUGCCAUUGACCUGCUAAACCAGCAGCUGUCGGAGAAAGCCAGUAUCCAGAUUCUGCUGACAGAAAAGCAGAAUGAGAUUAAUUCCUUAAAGGAGAAAAUUCAGCAGGUGCAAACGGCUCAACAGGACCUCAAAGAAGACAUGAUUCAGAAGAGAAAAACAUUUUUAGAGAACAAACACACUCUGGAAACUGAGAUAGACAUAAUUGUUCUUAAGAUUAAAGACCAAAGCACAGUCAAUGAAGAAACAUGCAAGGAGUUGGAUGUCAUUACAUCAGAACUCAAGGACAAGGAGUAUACACUCACAGGAUAUAAAAAAAAUAUAUCACAGCUGGAGAAAAUCAUCGCUAGACUGCAUGCAUCUAAGACGAAGUGUAAAGAAUGGCUCGAGGAGAAGAUCAAUGAGACUGCAGAACUUGAUCGACAAAAGGAUUUUCAUGAGCGAGAACUCGCUGAAUUGACAGAAGCAUUAGAAAAGGAAAUUCAGAACCUUCAUGAGCAAAUCGAAGCAAUUGAAGAUGAGAUAGAGGAGGAACAGAAAGUGAGAAAUGCUCUUUCGGAGCCUGUAACUAAACUGUCAAACAUCUUCAACACUCAGAGGAAAGAGGAAGAUGAGGCGAUUGCAGAAAAACAUAGUCUGUCUGAACGGUUACAGGAGUCUAAACUGUCACACGAGAAGCACAUUAUAUCCACUGGCAAAUGUAAAAUUGAAAUCAAAAAUAUGAAGAAAGAGGUUAAACAGCUUCAUGACACUAAUAUAAUAAGUACAGGUUUGUUUAAAAAAAAACUGGAGGAGCUCGAAGCUCAGGUGGCCAUGGAGAAGAGGAAGAGAGCAGCGUGUGAUGAAGAAAGAGAAAAAAUAUAUCAGGCUCUCAAAACAUUCAAAGAGGAACACGAAGAACAUGUGAGGGAGCUGAAUGAUGCCAUUGAACUAAAAGAAAGGAGAUAUGAAGAACUACUGGAGGAGGAGAAGAAACUCCAGGAUCAUGUAUUAUUGAGUUCAACAAUAAAGGAUCUUGCGAAGGAGCUGGCCAGCACUAAAGAAGAAGGAAAACAACUGGAAAUAAAGUUCCAAGCUGAAAUCCUACGAUUCACGGCGGAAGCAGAGUCGAUGACCCAAACUCAUCUGGAAAAGGAGCAGGAGCUCAAGGUCCAGGAGUCGAUUUUACAGCAGGUCAAUGCUGAAUUUAACAUUGAUCAUCUUAGACAUCAGACUUUGAAGAAACAAACAACAGAAUUGGAAACCCAAAAAAAUAAUCUCGAGCUCUCCAUUCAAGAAGUCACAAAGCAGACUGCAGCUCUCGUAGAACCAAAGGAUGACCUGAAGAGAGACCUAGAGACCUCAAGGGCAAAGCAUAUGGAGAUGCUGACAGCUCACGCAGCGGAGAUGGCUAGCGUUGAAAAAAGCAUCUAUGAGAAUGGGGUCAUGCUGGAGCAAGUGAAUAUGGAAAACAGUCGUCUGCAUGUGUGCAUUGAACAAAUGAAGGAGGAAAUAUCUGAUGCACAGAAAGACAAAGAGCAGUACACACAAGAAACCGAAUGGAUGAGGAAACAAGCGCCAUCUCUGUUUAAGAGACUUAAAGAUGUCUGGACCACAGAUAUGGUUCUUACUGAGGAAUCAGCAGAUAUGGAGCAGAAGAUCAUGGAGAAUAUAAACGGACUCAUGAUCAGGAUUCAAAACCGACAACAUGACAUCAGUGACAUCAACAGCAGACUGGAAAAAGAGUUAAGAGCCAUGAACAUCAUGAUAUACAAUCCAAACAAACAACAAAAGACUGGAAAUAAACCAUCCUAA